AGGGCGUGGGGAGAGUGGGGGGUACCGGGGCGAACGUGGGACCCGUGCGGCUCUGCUACAGGCUGUUGAUCCGUCGAAAAGUUGCGCUCAGACCUUCUUCAGCCUCCUACUUUCUUCUGCCGGUCUUGCUAUUGAGUUGGAGCGGGGCAGAGACCUGCGUACGAAGUAUCAGGCGAAGUGCCAGCUCCCUUUCCUCGCAGUGCCCUGCGCGGUUGGUGGCUCGGGGUUCAUCCUCAGGAUCGGGCACAAACUUUCCGGACUGUCCUAGGACACCAGUCCGGCGAGUCCUGAGCCUCGCGGGGAGGCGCAGCCGCGGCCGCAGACAGAUUUUGAAAAUCUUCUUGGAGUUUCCAGCCGUGGCAAGUGUUGGAGAAAUUUUUUCUGCCCCUCUGAUCAAGUGAAGUGAGCAAAACCAACCCAGUGGGGAGGCCGUUAAAGAGUGCAGUCAUAGCUCCCCGUAGGCCAAGGUAGUCGUGUAGUAGAAUAGCCAGGUGGGUCAUUAUGAACUCUUCAGCUACACAGCCUCGUGUUUCAUGCUGACUCUUCUUACUAUCUGGGUUUUGGAAGGUGACAAUGAAAUGUGAAGAAGUUCCAUUUCUGAUGUGAUACUUGAAAGUUAGUGACUGCUUGCCAAAUUUCCAUGAAAAUUAAAUAUGACUUAGAAGCAUUGAUUUAUGACGGUUUAUCAUGUCAUCGGUUGCAACAGGAAGCAAACUCCAGCAGGCUGUGAGCCUGCAGGGAGUUGACCCGGAAACUUGCUUGAUUGUAUUUAAAAACCACUGGGCGCAGGUUGUAAAGAUCUUAGAAAAGCAUGACCCCUUGAAGAACACCCAGGCAAAAUAUGGAUCCAUCCCUCCAGAUGAGGCCAGUGCUGUGCAGAAUUACGUAGAACACAUGCUCUUCCUGUUGAUUGAAGAGCAAGCCAAGGAUGCCGCCAUGGGGCCAAUUCUGGAAUUUGUGGUCUCUGAGAACAUCAUGGAGAAACUCUUCCUUUGGAGCUUGAGACGGGAAUUUACGGACGAUACUAAAAUCGAGCAGCUAAAGAUGUACGAGAUGCUGGUCACGCAGUCUCAUCAGCCUCUGCUGCACCACAAGCCCAUUCUGAAGCCCUUGAUGAUGCUGCUGAGCUCUUGCUCAGGGACAACCACCCCGGCUGUGGAGGGGAAGCUGGUCGUCCUGCUCAAUCAGCUCUGUUCCAUCCUUGCCAAAGAUCCAUCCAUUCUGGAACUCUUCUUCCACACGAGUGAGGACCAAGGGGCGGCCAAUUUCCUCAUCUUCUCCCUUCUGAUUCCUUUCAUUCACCGAGAGGGGACAGUAGGUCAGCAGGCCCGGGAUGCUCUACUUUUCAUCAUGUCUCUCUCUGCCGAGAACAGCGUGGUGGCCCAUCACAUUGUGGACAACACCUACUUCUGCCCAGUACUCGCAACCGGGCUCAGUGGUCUCUACUCUUCCCUGCCUACAAAGCUGGAAGAGAAAGGCGAGGAGUGGCACUGCCUUUUGAAGGACGACUGGCUCCUUCUCCCCGCUCUAGUGCAGUUCAUGAACUCCCUGGAGUUCUGCAACGCCGUCAUCCAGGUGGCUCACCCCUUGAUUCGUAAUCAGCUUGUAAAUUAUAUUUACAACGGGUUCUUGGUACCAGUCUUGGCUCCUGCUCUUCAUAAGGUGACUGUGGAGGAGGUCAUGACCACAACUGCAUAUUUGGAUCUUUUUCUGCGUAGCAUCUCCGAGCCAGCACUACUUGAGAUCUUCCUUCGUUUUAUCCUGUUGCACCAGCACGAGAAUGUCCACAUUCUAGAUACUCUCACGAGCCGAAUCAACACCCCAUUUCGGCUCUGUGUGGUGUCCCUGGCAUUAUUUAGAACUCUCAUCGGUUUACACUGUGAAGAUGUGAUGUUACAACUAGUUUUAAGGUAUCUGAUCCCUUGCAAUCACAUGAUGCUGAGUCAGAGGUGGGCUGUGAAGGAGAGAGACUGUUACUCUGUUUCCGCGGCCAAGCUGCUUGCCUUGACCCCCGUGUGCUGCUCCAGUGGCAUCACCCUGACGCUUGGGAACCAAGAGAGGGAUUAUAUUCUCUGGUCAAAGUGUACGCACGCUAGUUCAGGGCCCGUGGAGCAGCCCCUCCCUGCGGCAGUCUCUCCGUCGGCCUGCAUCGUGGAGUACGGCAAGGCCCUGGACAUCAGCUACCUGCAGUACCUCUGGGAGGCCCACACCAACAUCCUCCACUGCAUGCGGGACUGCCGCGUCUGGUCUGCCCUGUACGACGGGGACUCCCCCGACCCUGAGACGUUUCUCCAGAGUCUGACAGAUGAGAGCACCGGCCCCUCCGCUUUCCCUGUGUUCGGGCUCCCGCCACCGCUCCCCAGGAAGACAGGGCCUCAGCUGGCUCCGAGAAAGGACAAGAACCAGACAGAACUGGAGUGGGAUGACAGCUACGACACUGGGAUCUCCUCAGGGGCCGAUGUGGGCUCCCCUGGGCUGGAGAAUUCUGGCCCACCGGUGCCGAUGGAGCCCCCCAAACACAUCCAGGAGAUGAAGAAGAACGCCAUCCUGCUCUUCAAAGGGUCCUACAUCGAAGAGUCCGACUUUCAGGACGACGUGAUGGUGUACAGGCUGUGUGCUGAGAAGGACUCUGAGGACGCGAACUCACAGGCGGACGCGGCGAGGUCUGCAGCCCCAGGCCAGCCCGAGGAGCAGGGUCCCCCCACGAACAACGGCCCCCUGCCCAGCCCUCAGCCAGAAACAGACUCAGAGGAGGAACCAAACAGGGACGAUUCGGACCUGGUUCAAAAUGUGUCCAAGGAACCAGAACCAGAGAAUGAGCCUGAGGUAGCCCCGGAGUCAAACUCGGAGUCAGCACCCCGUGUCUCCGAGGCAGAGCACAGUGCAGACCUGACGCUUAUUAGCCCAGAGGGGGAAGACUUCAUUGCCCAGUACGACCAAAUCAUUCAGGAACUGGAUUCUGGCACCGAGGGCUUCGUAAGACACGAUUUCUCCUCACCCGAUCCCUUGCUCCUCACAGAAGAGCAAGAAGGGAAGGAAGAAGAGAGCAAAGGAGAAAAGGAGGAGGCGGAGGAGGAGGUGGAGGAGGGGAAGAAGGAACUAGAAGAGGAGGAGGACGACUUUGACUCUUUUAUAGUGGAAGCGCCUGCCGCAGAGAUCCUGCCGUCCCCCUUUGGGGCGAGAGAUGAGCCGGCCUCUGCCUGUCACCAUCCCGUGAGGACUCAGAGCGCUCCGUUCACAGGCCCGUUCAUCAGCGUGGUCCUGUCUAAGCUGGAGAACAUGCUGGAGAACUCUCUGCACGUGAAUUUGCUGCUGAUUGGGAUCAUCACUCAGCUCGCCAGCUACCCCCAGCCGCUCCUGCGCUCCUUUCUCCUCAACACCAACAUGGUCUUCCAGCCAAGUGUCCGUUCUCUCUAUCAGGUCCUAGCAUCUGUGAAAAACAAGAUUGAACAGUUUGCUUCUGUGGAGAGAGACUUCCCUGGACUCCUCAUACAAGCCCAGCAAUACCUGCUUUUCCGAGUGGACAUGUCCGACAUGACCCCAGACUCACUAACCAAAGAUCCCAUUCAGGAUGCUUCCAGGACAGGAACUGGCAAGAACCUUUUGGACGGCCCCCCCAGAGUGCUUCAGCCCUUCCUGACAAACAGAGCCAAGGUGGCGGGGGUGCCCCCAAGCCUGCCCCUGCCGGUGAGGAACACCAUGCUGGCUGCUGCCCUCUUCCCCGAGUUCCUCAAGGAACUGGCCGCCCUGGCCCAGGAACACUCCAUUCUGUGCUACAAGAUCCUGGGGGACUUCGAAGACUCCUGUUGUUAGCUUCAGCUUUUUCUUUUUCUUUUUUUUAAAUAGAGGUUCUUGUUUUUUAAGGUUUUAGUGUCUUGACUGAAUGUUAAAUGCAAAGCUGCUUACAAAAAUUUCUACUUUGAUAUUUCCUGACAAUACUUGAUUUGUGGGGAGGGGGAUUUUCUGUACACCUCCUCUCUCUAGCCAGGUCUUCCCACCCUACUUUGUAUAGAAUGUAAGUCUCAUAAGCUGGUUGCUCCUGUGGCAGGUUUUCUUUGCUCAGUUUUUCCUCCUCAAAUUUUUCGGUUGUUACUAUUCUCCCACCCGAGUCCACUCAUCUUGCAGCUUAGAGCGUACCAAACGAGUGCAUCCUAGGCUUCAAUGAUUUCUGGAAGUGCCCCGUGUCCGAAGGCUGGUUCUUCAACAUCACGUGAAGAAUGCACACCUACUCCUGUUGCCUUCUGCAUUUUUGCUUCCAUGUUACAAAAGGGAAGGAUAAAGAUGGAGCCCCCUUGCCUCCACCUCGUAAGCACAUAUCACGUGGCCCUUUGCAUUCUGCUUCCAAGACUUAGGUUCUGCCCAACUGCCUUCUGGGGCAGGCAUCUCGUCGGUCUCAGCUGCCUGCCUGGUCGUCAGAUGUUGGCACAGAGACAGUUUCCUGUUGCUGGAGAGAUUUCUUUUAACCAGUAUAUUGCUACCUAAACACUGAACAUAGCCUUAGCUUGGUAAGAUUUGCACAAAGUGAAAUGUACCUAUGCAAACUGUUACUUUGGUUUUCAGGAGUUUGAUCAGAUGAAGAAAGCGUGGUGUCAUGUACUUAUAGAAGAAGACAAUCAUCAUUGUUUUUUAAAGUGUUUUGUGAAAAACAGAUUAAUUGGUAAAGCAAUUUCAUAGUGGGGUUGUUUUUUUUGUUUUUGUUUUUUGGCAUGGGGAGGUGUAUGGAGCUGGGAUAAAGGUAAACUAAAUGCAACAUGUAAAAACAUUGGUAGUUAUCUUAAAUUGUGUUUGCUUUUUCUAGUAUGUUGCACUUUGUAGAGAACCAGGUACCGUACGGCUACUCUGGGAAGUGAGAUGUACAUGCAGACAGAUCACAGGGAGACCUGCAAAGCCAAGUGCCUGCCGGUGACUCAGUCUACACAGAAGUGCCGCCUUCCGAGUAGUGGGGUCCAUUAGGAGGCCCCAGCGUGAUGCAUUAGUGCCUUUCUGCUGCUUGUCAGCCUGCUCCAAGGGGCAUCAUUAUACAUAGAGCCAGUCUCCUUACACCACCACCACGAGGGGGAAAUACAAAAUAAUUGUGGGCUAAAACCAAGACCCUAAACAGCUGAUCAUUAUGAAUAUUCAAUUCUACUCCCCUCUUUUCUGGGCAGGUAAGAAGCACAUAGAGAGCAUGUGCCUCACCGUUUGGACGGAAAGUGGAAGCCCUGUGUGCAUGUUUCUCUCUCUCUCUCUCUCUCUCUCUCUCUCUCUCUCUCUCACCACAGGUGUGGUGCUGUGUCUCAGGAGCAUUGUUUUGGUUUUAAUCAGGCCCCUAGUACAGGCGGGGAGUGGAGUAAAGAAUCACAUGAGACCCUGCAGAGCAGAGGCCACUCUUUUGUGGUUCAGGGAUCUUGAAGCAGCUUUGUUGUGAGAGAAAAGCCAGCCCAGUGGAAUGACAUCUCCAGUGGUCGUCUCCAGUGGAAUGACGACCCCAGGAGAUCUGGCCUGGCCUGGGAGCCCCUUCGGAGCCAGCUUCACAGUGUUUCUGAGUCUGAGCAAAAAACCAAAGAUACCAACUCAUUAUGUAUUUCUGACUUCAAAUUUAUAUGUUUUGAAAAAUGCUUUGCCCAGCUGUGGUACAGCAGCCAGGACCUCUGCGGCCCAGCAAACA
This is a messenger RNA of Rhinolophus ferrumequinum (greater horseshoe bat), 5647 nucleotides long. It is a transcript of the gene FHIP1A, whose product is annotated as FHF complex subunit HOOK interacting protein 1A. The transcript is spliced from 14 exons. The coding region runs from base 688 to 3813 and encodes 1041 amino acids. The record is from RefSeq and is a predicted model, not a curated record. Lineage: Eukaryota; Metazoa; Chordata; Mammalia; Chiroptera; Rhinolophidae.